GAAGCCGCAAGCGCACCCUUCACGUGCUGCGCGCUCCAUAUCCCAAGGAUCUGAUCUGCAUCUACGCGCAGCACUCAGUCUGGUGUCACGAGCUCCACCGUCGAACGGUUCGUUCUCAGCAGCGUCCAACGCAGCGACCUUCAUAGAAGCGUCCCAGCGGACUGCUAGCUUCCAGGGACAUUGGUCCACGGCGGGCGGGCGCUUACAAGCCGCGUUGGCGCUCAUGGAGCCAGGCCCCCGCGGGUUGCCGGGCAAGCUGGCGGCCGGACCGGCCAAGCCCACAGCAACGUCUCCCUCCAAAGCGGCUGUUAGGCCCACGGCACCAAAAGACAACGAGUCUGCGUCGUGCACGCCGCGGCUCAGGCAUGCCGCUGCUCGCCGGUCGCAAUCGCAGUCGGCCCGUCCGCACCAGCCACACACCGAUUCGCCCUCCUCCAGCUCCACGACGAGCCCUGCCAUAGUGGAUGGAGGUGCUCACGCACCCGACGCUGCACCGGUGGCAGAAACCAGCGACGGCGCCAAGCCCGGUGAUGCCAAGCCCUCGAAAAGCGCCAAGAAGUCCCCCAUCAAGUUGGACGAAGCGAGAAACAGCGCCAUUCGCUCCCGCAAAGCGCACGCCAAAUCCUAUCGUCCGGCGUCCCCGGCGGCUCACCGGCCGCUAACCGGCCCGCAUGUAGCGAUUGAAGAAGGCAUCGCUGCCUCGACGCCACCUCCCAAGUCUCCGCCGCUGAUCAAGGCUGAGACGUCUGGCGAGGACAAGAAGGUAGCCGGGUCCGGCGCUCCACCCAACGUCCCAGUCAUCGCCACCGCUUCGCUGCGGCGGCCGAUGCUCAAGACAACAGCUUCAACCGGGUUGCCCACGGGCGCGGGCCUCAAAUAUGGUGUGUCCGUCGACGCAGGGGCGUUGGCAUUGGAAUCGCCUGCGGCUUCGGAUGAUAUUGAAAGCGCUACGACCGGACGCAAGUCUUCUGUUCGAUUCGGAGCCACCACCAUCCGCGAGAUCUCCCACAUAACUGCGUCCCUCAUCGAGCACCACCGCCCUGUGGUGGCGCUAUUCGUCCUCGGCUUCCUGUGCGUACUCGUCUCAGCCGGAGGCGUGCUGCUCUUCUUCGUGCUGCGCCAGGGGACGUCGCACUACCUAGACGCCUGCUCUACGCUGGGCUGCAAGCGUGCCGUACGGGACCUGGAGCGCCUCAUCGACGUGUCCAUCGACCCGUGCCACGACUUCUACGGCCACGUAUGCCGCCGCUGGGUCAGCCACUACGACGCCGGCUACGUGGAGAAAGCGGCCCGCGACCUGCUGCGAGACCUAAACAGCAGCCUGAAUGAGGUCGACGAGCCGAACCGGGUUUCGCCCCGCCUGUUUAGCCUGGCGCAGUUCUACCAGUUCUGCAACCAGUUUAUCGGCGCGCGAAACCUGCAGCUUUCCGACAUGCUUCGGCCUUUCGAGCAAUACGUCGACGUGCUCGCCCUCUCCACCUUUCCCGAAGUCAUCGGACGCGUGGUCGACCUUUCGUUGGCGCUUGGAGUGCGCACGCUGUUGGAUAUCCGACUCGUUCGCAUGCAGAAGACAGCCGUGAGGCUUAGGAUUGGCUGCGGCACCUCGCUCGCCCAAAAGUGCUGCGAGAACUCGUCGGCCGAGCUACACCUCUACCUCAGCACCUUGCUGAGCGCCGCCUCCGAAAUUCUGCCCAAGGGGGGUCCACGUCACUCUCUGGACGCCUCCGACAUCACGAAUGUGGACGCUCACGUCCAUCCUCUCAUGGUCGCACCGAUAAACGAGCAGAGCUACGUAAUCUCGGUCUUCGAGUCGCUGAACAGAGGCAUCAGCAGUGACCAGUGGCGGGCGGCGAUAAACAUGGCUCUGCCGAAUAGUUCCCACCUGAAAAAUAAUUCUCGAGUAAUCGUUGCCAACGUGGACGCCAUCACGAAGCUGCUCGACUACUUUGGAAGCCGCAAGGACAAAGGCGUGGUGUACGUAUACGUUCAGGUGCUCAUGGAGGCGAUGCGCUUUGACUACCUGCGCCGCCGAAGCGCUGAAGGUCCGGACGGCGCCGUUAGGAUAUGCUUGCGCGCUACCUGGAGCGCACUGAGUGGCGCCAAGGACGUGGUAGCGUCACAAUUUGUCCGCUCCCACGAGACCAUGGCGCGGACUGUCUUCGAGCGCGUGCUCUCCUCCGUGCUGCAAGAUGCCGAGGGCUCCCCCUGGAUGGGUGACCUCAUCAAACGCAACGCCAAGGUCACGCUAGGGGGCGUCUCACUGCGGAGUUUCGCUGCGGCAGUGUCCAACGGGUCCGCGAACGAGGGGUCUGACGUUAGUGGUCUGAGCACGUCGUCGGCGCUAAGCGAAUUUCCUGGCCUUUUUAUGGACCUUCGAAGAGCGCGCCAGAAGCGCUUCCUGGAAGACCCGCCGCUGCUACGGGUCAGCACAGACGAGUACGGCAGCGACGACUUCCUCUUCUUCGAGAGCCGUGUGGUGUAUGACGUGCUCUCCAACUCGCUGAAGGUUCCAGAGGCUGUGCGGCGUGAGCCCAUCUUGUACCCGGAGGAUGUACCGCUCGAGUUCGCCCUCGGAACUCUGGGCAUGCUAAUGGCACGGGAGCUGCUUCGGGCUGCGGUACCAAGCAGGAUGCCGUUAUUGUGGACGAGUCAGGAACAGGUGGCAUUCAUGCGAUACGACCAGUGCGUGGACUCUCUGCGAGGCGCGAUGAACAUCUCCCUGGAGCGGCCGCAGGACAACCAGGCGCCCGAAUACUACUUCUGGCUACAGGGGGCGCGCACCGCCUACGCGGCGUUGAGCGCUUCCUACGCGGCUGAGCGGCGUGCGGCCAAUUGGAACACCUACUGGCGCGCCGCUCAGCGGACCUUCUUUCGCCGCCUCUGCCUGCUGUCGUGCAGGCGGGAUAAGCCAGAGAGGGAUGACGUGCCGGAUAAGCGUCACAGCUCUGACCUGGCGUCAGUGAAUCUGCGUCCCCCUGCAGUGCCCGCACGGGUCUCGUGUCAGCUGCCCCUGCUCAACAUGCCCGAGUUUGUCGAGGCGUUCGAGUGCUCCAGGACUGCGCCCGCGUGCGCAGUGGCGUGACGUCUCCGCGCGCCACUAUGGAGCGUGCUGUGUGUGUCUCACACACAAACAUGCGUUGGUGCCAACAAGCACAUGGCUGGGUGCGUGUGGGCUGGGAGCAUUGCGUCGGUAGAAGUAGGCUGUACUCCUUUGCUGCACCUCCAGUAGCCGUGCAGCAGACGAUGUGUUUCUUCGUGGCAAUGCGCAGAUACGCUUCUCUUGUGAAUAGAUCGCAUUCAGAUGCGUCGUUAUUACGCUAGUGCAUCUGCUCGCACACCAGGCGGACGCAAGCUGACACGUUAUUUUUCUUCCACGUUCUUUCUUUGUUUUUGCCUAUAAUGAACGAUUUUGCUUUGAGAUGCCUGCAUAUAAGCCAACGGGAUGUAAAAUUACAAUGCCUAUAUUAGCGAU
Molecule: messenger RNA, 3472 nt
Organism: Dermacentor albipictus
Lineage: Eukaryota; Metazoa; Arthropoda; Arachnida; Ixodida; Ixodidae
Biological process (GO): protein processing
Cellular component (GO): plasma membrane
Molecular function (GO): metalloendopeptidase activity
Source: RefSeq, a predicted model, not a curated record